AGCGUUGCAGUUAACAAAGCAACAACAAGCAACAACUCGAAAAAGUCAAGAACAACAAUAACAACGAAAUAAACCGUUUGUUAACUUUCAUUGCAGCGUCUUCGUUUGCUCUUGGAAUCUACCUUGGAACUGUUAAACGAAAAAACGAUGGUUUUUGGAAAGACUUAACUUACCAUUUUAGAAACAUACUUUCUGAAUAAUAAGCCCUUGAACUUGGCAGACUUUUGGCGAGCAGCCGCUUGGCGGCAGCGGCCACGGCAGCCGCAUGGAUCAUGCCGUCAGGGCGACGCGCGGCCGCCCGCUCAACACGUUGCGUUUCGAGAACGAUGAGCUGGAAUGCCUCUAUCAGCGUUACACGCUCAAGCUGCAGCGCUUCUCCGUGCUGGGCGUCGUCGCUCUCGUCGUCGUCCUUUGCGGUGUAAUGGCCGCCCUGUCCCUGGCCUUUAACAAUGCGCCCACCUUUCAUAACAUCUUCAACUCGAUUGUGUGUGUGCUGUUUGCCAUUGUGCUGGCGCUGCUGCAGUGCUCGAUCAUCAAGGAUCACCAUUUGCCCACGCUGUGCUAUGGCAUUUUGUUGUUCACGGCCAGCAUUUGCAUUGUGUCGAUGCCGACGCUGGGCAGCAUUUUUCCCGUGGACACCAAGGAGGUGAUGGCCGAGGGCGUCUGGCAGAUUGUGUUUGUGGUAUUUUUGGCGUACGCAAUGAUGCCGUUGCAGAUCUGGGAGGCGGUUGCCUUUGGCAUUACACUCCCCUCGGUGCACAUCAGCAUUACGGUCUAUAAGAUCUUUACGGCUGCACUGCGUUAUCUGGAAUACAAUCAGCUCAUUGCGAACAUUGUCAUCUUCAUUGGGGUGAAUGUCGCCGGCCUGGUCGUUAACAUCAUGAUGGAACGUGCCCAGCGGCGCGCGUUUCUCGACACACGCAACUGCAUCGCUGCACGCCUGGAGAUCCAGGAUGAGAACGAGAAACUGGAGCGAUUGCUGCUCUCUGUGCUGCCGCAGCACGUCGCCAUGCAGAUGAAGAACGAUAUUCUAUCGCCGGUGGCCGGUCAAUUUCAUCGCAUCUACAUACAAAAGCACGAGAACGUUAGCAUCCUCUUUGCAGACAUUGUCGGCUUCACCGUACUCUCCUCCCAAUGCAGCGCCCAGGAACUGGUGCGUCUACUCAACGAGCUCUUCGGCCGCUUCGAUCAGCUGGCGCAUGAUAACCACUGUUUGCGCAUUAAGAUUUUGGGUGACUGCUAUUACUGUGUCUCUGGCUUGCCGGAGCCGCGCAAGGAUCAUGCCAAAUGCGCCGUGGAAAUGGGACUCGAUAUGAUCGAUGCCAUUGCUACCGUUGUGGAGGCGACAGAUGUCAUAUUGAAUAUGCGUGUGGGCAUUCACACUGGCCGCGUUCUCUGCGGCGUUUUGGGGCUGCGCAAGUGGCAGUUUGAUGUGUGGUCCAAUGAUGUGACGCUGGCCAACCACAUGGAGUCGGGCGGGGAGCCGGGGCGGGUGCACGUGACGCGAGCCACACUCGACUCGCUGUCGGGCGAGUAUGAGGUGGAGGCGGGCCAUGGCGAUGAGCGAUCGUCGUAUCUGCGGGAUCAUGGCGUCGACACGUUCUUCAUUGUGCCCCCGCCGCAUCGGCGCAAGCCCCUAAUGCUAAACACGCUUGGUGUACGCUCGGCGAUCGGUAGUCGACGCAAGUUGUCAUUUAGAAACGUGUCCAAUGUGGUCAUGCAACUGCUGCACACCAUCAAGUUCUCGGAGCCGGUGCCCUUCUCCAAUAUUGCCACCGGUUCGUUUCCCUCGGCUGCUGCUGCUCUGGGCGGCGGUCCGGCACGUGGCAGCAGCACGGAUGCGGCCGCGGCCAGCGUACAGGUGUCGGAGAAAGGAUCACGCAAGUCACAGUCUAAGGUCGCGGACAAGUUUAAGCGGCCGUUCCGCAAACGGCAUUCGGUGGCCGCCCAUCAUCAGCCAACAAAUCGGGUGAAUCGCUUCCUCUCCCAGGCGAUCAAUGCACGCUCCGUGGACUGUGACAAGUCGGAGCAUGUGGAUCGAUUAACGUUGCGUUUUCGUCAGAGCGACAAGGAGCGUGAAUACCACAAGGAUUUCGAUUUGGGCUUCACGACAGCCAUGGGCUGUUCUCUGCUUCUUUUAAUACUGGGCGCUGCACUCCAGGUGACAGCCCUGCCGCGCACCCUUAUCCUGCUGCUGCUCUUCCUUACGGCUUUCAUUUGGGUUAGUGCCAUACUGAUGUUGUUGCUGGCCGUGCGCCUCAAGUGGAUCAUCUGGGACAUUUCGGAGAGCUUCUCGCUUCGAAUGGCCAUUACCAUUUUCACAAUAAUCCUCAUCUAUUCAGUGGGUCAGGUGAAUGUGUUUACCUGCGUCACGGAUCAUCCAUGUUCGGACAACACAACGACCUUGGAUUUCCAGGGUCUAGACUCCGAUAAUCUGGAUAUGUCGCCAGUAAUAAGCAAACAGGUCGAUGCCCAUCGCAAGUGCUCGUUGCCUCAAUAUGUGUCCCUGUCGGCAGCAUUCGCCUUCCUGUCCGUUUCCGUGUUUCUCAGAUUGCCAAUUAUAUUCAAGUCGCUGCUGGUGCUGGGCAUGGGCACCAUCUAUGGCCUGUUCAUUGAGCUGUCCCAUCAGAAUAUCUUUGAGUGCUACGACACUCGCGUUAAAGCAUCGAUUCCGCUUCAUUUGAUCUCAUUGGCGCGCAUUGUUAUCUUUAUGAUUGCGAUAUUGGUGCACGGCCGUUUGGUCGAGGGCACCGCUCGUCUGGAUUUUCUCUGGCAGUUGCAGGCGUCGCAGGAAAAGAAGGAAAUGGAUGUGCUGCAAGCGUCAAAUAAGCGCAUUUUGCACAAUUUGCUGCCCGCUCAUGUGGCUGCACAUUUCCUCGAUGCGCAAUUUCGCAACAACAUGGAGCUGUAUCAUCAGAGCUAUGCCAAGGUGGGCGUCAUUUUCGCUAGUGUGCCCAAUUUUAAUGAGUUCUAUACGGAAAUGGAUGGGUCCGAUCAGGGGUUGGAGUGCCUGCGACUGCUCAACGAGAUCAUUGCUGAUUUUGAUGAGCUGCUCAAAGAUGAUCGCUUUCGAGGCAUCGAUAAAAUCAAGACAGUUGGCAGCACAUAUAUGGCGGUGGUUGGCCUCAUACCCGAGUACACGAUUCAACCCACCGAUCCCAACUCGGUGCGUCGUCACAUGACCGCACUGGUCGAGUACGUCAAGGCGAUGCGGCUCUCUCUGCAGGAGAUCAACAGUCACUCCUACAACAAUUUCAUGCUGCGCGUGGGCAUCAAUAUUGGACCCGUUGUGGCGGGCGUGAUCGGUGCUCGAAAGCCCCAGUAUGACAUCUGGGGUAAUACGGUAAAUGUGGCCAGUCGCAUGGACUCAACGGGAGUGCCCGGCUACUCGCAGGUCACCCAGGAGGUGGUGGACAGUUUGGUUGGGUCGCACUUUGAGUUCCGCUGUCGAGGCACCAUCAAAGUAAAGGGCAAGGGUGACAUGGUCACCUAUUUCCUCUGCGACAGCAGCAGCAAUGCCCUGAAUGGCGAGGUGCGAAACGCUAUGAUUAGCAGUAGACCUUCGGCAGCCGCGAAUGAAUCGCAAACACAUCAGUCGCUUCCUCAUGCGGGUGGCCUGCAUCCCGCCGAGUACUAUCAGAAGGCAUCGCAGUUCCAGGAAAAUCGCGUCAAUACAGAUACCUACAGCAAGAAGGACAACGGUCAUCUGUACAAUGUGUGCGGGAGUGAGGAGCAACAGCUGUUGCUGCAGCAUCAGCAACAAAAGCAGCCACUGCCCGCACCGCCCACGACCACGCACCACCAUCUGCAUCAGCAACAGCAGCAGCGGCUCAACAGCAAGCUUCAAAAGCAACCCAACUUUAUGACCAAUGGUGGUUUACCCAAUAUCCGCGAGAAUGGACACAAUGGCGGCGAGAUGCAUUAUGCGGCCACAAAUAUGGCUAUGAAUCCGGCUGCAGUUACAGUUACGGCUGCAGUACAGCAGCAGCAACAACAGCAGCUCCAGCACCAACACCAGCAGCAGCAGCAGCUGCAACUCCAGCACCAGCUCCAGAUCCAGCACCAGCACCAGCUCCAGCACCAGCCCAUUCCUUCGGUAAUGUUGCGCGAGUUCAAUAUAAUUGAGAAUCCAAAUACCGGUGGCAGGCAUCAGCAGCAGCAGUUGGAGCAAUUGCCGUCGGCACAGCGGCCACAGCACAAUGGUAAUAGUCUCGAUGGGGGCGUGGUCGGUGUGCUGGGCGGUGAUUGUUUCAUAAUGCCGCGGCGCGAUCAACUGCGCAGCUAUGCGCCGCCGCCGGCGCUGCCCUUUAACCAGCAUGGCCAGCAUCUCCCACUGCAUCAUCUGUAUCACCAGCAUCAGCAUCUGAAUCAACAUCAGCCAUCGUCCUCCAGCAUGGGCUAUGGCAACUGCCGUGAGAGCGAGCCGCUAUUGCAUGCCAGCAGCGUCGCGCCGGUAGCCAAGAUCAUGCCCAUGCAGCAUGCGCCAAAGUACGAGCCACCACGUUACACCUGUCCCAACUCCGUGUUGUCACUGCAGCAGCAACAACAACAGCCGGAACUGGCUCCACUGCACCAGCAACAGCAACAGCGCCAGUAUGCGCUUUAUUCACAGCAACCGCCUCUGCCGCAGCUGCCACCGAAGCCAGCAUUGAGAAGCUAUCUAAAACCGCUGCCCAAGUUGCCGGCGGAUAUUGAUGAGAGCCGCGAGAUGUCAUCGACAGACGAUCUCAGCUCGCGCCCGCAUUCGCCCUCGAUGAGCAGCUCGGAUGAGAGCUAUUCAAAGACCACCGAGGGUGAGGGCGAUGGCGACGAGGAUUCGCCCCGCAUCAAUGGCGGCCAUCUGCAACGGAACGGACAUGGCAACGUUGGGUUCAAUGUGACUGCGGGGCGCGUGAAUCCGUUGCAGUGGCUCUAUCCCUGCGACAUACAAGUGGAUCCCACAUCGCCAGUGGUGAUGGACAUGGCACAGCUGCGUGACUUUGAGCUCAGCUCGACGACCGAGAGCCAGGGUGGCCACCCGACAACGACCAGCAAUACGACGAGCAACAUGCAGCACAAGGGCGACAGCUGCAACAGCUUUGACUAUCAGAAGACAUCAGCAACAGCAGCAGCAGCAGCAGGCAUCCCGGUGACGGCCGGUGCAGUUGGCAGCACUGCAGGUGCUGCGACCAAAUCACCGUUUGAGAGGGAACUGCAAAGACUGCUCAAUGAAUCGUCGCGAGCACGCUGCCUGGCGGCAGUGUCGGCAUCGUCCACGGCGGUGCCGGUGGUCACCAACUCGGAUCAAACCACCAGCAAUUGCAGUAGUCACCACAAUGUUGAUCUAAGCUAUUCGGCCAGCAACAGCAAGCUGAGCUCCAUCAAUGGUCAUCUUGGACAGAUUCAGGCCAAUGGGGCCGAGGGUGGCUCAAGCAGCAAUGGUAAUCUCAGUGGCGGCAGUAACUCAAAUAGUGGCAACAACAACUAUCACAAUGAUCAGCAGCAGCAAGACCAUGAUCUGCUUGCCAUGGCCAUUCAGGUGACUGGCAAGCUGCCCAUGAGCAACAGCUUCAUGAUAUCUAAGCAUCCUGUCGGCCUCGAGGCCAUCAAGGAAAUUACGCGCCACAAGAACCCAUCCGAGUCCAGUCAAAUGCAAACAUCGGACACGGAAUCGUGCGAGAUUCUGCACGAGAAUCGCAGCCAAAUGCAUGUGUUGGCCAUGUUGGAGCUGCAUGCGGCCAAGGAACAUCAGCAUCAGCCGCAGCAGCAACAGCAACAGACCAGACUGCAUCGUCAGCGUCCCCGCUCCAAGGAACUGCAGCGCAGCUACGAGAGCCUCGACAGGUUAGAUGGUGUAAUGGCACCGCAGCAGCAACAGCAGCAGCAGUCGCAACGUCAACGCCAUCACCAUCACCACCAUCAGCAACGGCAGCAGCGCUACAAUCAUGUGGAUCAGGAGGAGCGCGAUGAUACUGAGGACAACCUGGCCGAUGAGGAGUUCGAGGACGAUGAGGUGGGCCGCGAUGUGCGACAGAAACGACUGCUGCAGAGUGAGCAGAACAAGCACAAGAAUGACAAACAGCAGCAGUCCCAAAGUGAGGAGCUGGAGCAGCUGGAACAGGAGCAGCUAAGGGAGACGGCGCCGCUGACCAAUGGCAGCUUGCGCCUGGAGGCGAAUGUGAUAAACGAUGAGCUGAAAUAUGGUGCGGCGCAUCACAACCACCAGUCCAUGGACUCCAAUCCACUGGAGAGCCAAUCGGAAUGGUCGGACGAUGAUUGCCGCGAGGAGGCAACUGGCGGCGCAGAGUCAACAGGCUACAUAACCGAUGAGCCUGGUCUGGAGAACAUCUCGCUUUUAAACGAGGCGGGUCUGACAGACGCCGAGGGCGCCUUGUCAGACGUCAACUCGCUUUACAAUGCGCCCGAUGUGGAUGACACAUCAGUGUCGAGUCGGGCCAGUUCGCGGCUGCUCAGCCUGGAUUCACUCAGCGGCUUAUACGAUUGUGAUUUGGACUCCAAGCAUGAGCUGGCCAUUGUUAAUGCCUCGCACAAGAUAUCCAGUAAGUUUGGUCCACCACCCUCGCCGGCACAGCAGCAGCCACUAGCAGCAGCAGCAGCAGCAGCAGCAACAGCAGCGCAUUCGCCGCAGCAGCAGCAACAACAAAGUUAAGGGAUCUGACACAAGAAGUGAAAUAAGCAUAAGUAAUUGAGCACACAAAGGAAACCGAAAACAAGCACUCAAAACGUUGUUACUGCGAAAUGCAAAUGGUGUCUAUUAAUUUACAAUAACAUAACUACAAAGUUAAUUACAUAUAUAUACUGUACGUGCAAAAGCAUCCAAUAAUAACUUUGGCAAAUUCCAUGGCACUCCUUCUGUUUUGGUUUUUCGAAAUUCCGAAAAUGAAAACUGAUAUUGCCAUUUCUACAAGUUAUUAUUGGUUGCUUUCCAUUUCAUCUACUUAUGUAGCUACAGACACUAUUUUUACAUGUGAGUUUUAUACUCUGAUUCCGCGGGGCAUAUUGGUUUUGUGACAGACAUUGCACAAAACCAAUAUCCCAAGAUAUACCAAUUUGUGCUGUCCGUCUGCGUGUGAGCAAUUUUGUUGUGGGAGAUAUCGGAUUUUGUGAUUCUUCUAAACAAACUCCAAGAUUGGUGAACACCACUGAAAUUUCACAGUCGGUUACGCCCGAUUUCAAAGUUUUGACUUGUUUUUUUUUUCGGUGUUA
Molecule: messenger RNA, 7206 nt
Organism: Drosophila grimshawi
Lineage: Eukaryota; Metazoa; Arthropoda; Insecta; Diptera; Drosophilidae
Gene: rut
Product: Ca(2+)/calmodulin-responsive adenylate cyclase
Exons: 16
Coding region: 266-6649 (2127 amino acids)
Biological process (GO): adenylate cyclase-activating G protein-coupled receptor signaling pathway; cAMP biosynthetic process; intracellular signal transduction
Cellular component (GO): plasma membrane
Molecular function (GO): adenylate cyclase activity
Source: RefSeq, a predicted model, not a curated record